Molecule: messenger RNA, 1296 nt
Organism: Penicillium hordei
Lineage: Eukaryota; Fungi; Ascomycota; Eurotiomycetes; Eurotiales; Aspergillaceae
Product: vWA domain-containing protein
Exons: 5
Coding region: 1-1296 (431 amino acids)
Source: RefSeq, a predicted model, not a curated record
AUGCAAUCUGAUGAAGCCGAUAUUUUGCCUGAAACUGCCGCCGCGGAUGUCCCAACUAAGACGACCUCUGACGACGUUGCGUCAGCACGGAGCUUGCCAAACUCGAUCCCCGAGUCAUCAGAUACCCAGGAUAGGAAUCAAUCUGGAGGUUCAAAUUCCAUGUCAAAAGGAAUAGAAGACAAUGCGGAAUCAACUGGCGUCUUCAACGGCAUUGACAGCGAUAUUACGACCGCACACCCACCCACAAACCUUGACCUGCCACCCGAAAUCGACUUCUUGGAGCAAGAGACUGCACCAACAAAUGAUGGCAACCCCUUCUCUAGUACAAUCAUUAAUCGAGAGAGCGGAAACACAACAAAUACGAACUGUGGAAACACUGAAAACCGGGAUUGUGGAAAUACCACGACAAACAACACAACCUCCCAGAAUAUUCAACAGGCUGUGAUAGCUCGAAAGUAUCAAACUUUCAUUACCAAUAACUACUCUAGCUUUUUCUCUCCAGAUGAUCCGUCUAUCAAGACGGUGAUACACAAGGCAGCGGCUGAGAUGAUUCAUAUUACACAAAAGUAUGGUAUGGCUCCCAGCCGCGGGCAUGGUAUGGUCGAACUGGCGUUAUUCGAUAUGGUCAUUGUUUGCGACAACAGUGGUUCCAUGUGGAGAUACGCGGCAGCUAUGAAAAAUACUCUACGACAACUUGUGACGAUCACGUCGCUUCUCCUACCAAAGGGAAUCACAAUCCAGUUUCUCAAUCCCAACAAGGACGGGAGGGAUUUGCACGAAAAUAUCACUCACGGUAGCCAGGUGGAUGAGAUCUUUCAGAUGGUCCAAUUCAUCUCUAUCAGGAGAGCCAUUGGGUUAAGUGGAGUUCCGGGCUCUCGGGGGCUUGGAGAAGUUGUCAAAGAAAGGAUCCUCCACCCUAUGAUCUUUAGGAAAGCCCGUGCAAGGGAACUCAAACGGCCGGUGAUCACUGUUAUGAUUACAGACGCACAGGUGUCUUCACAAGACGGCGAGACGCUUAAAUCCACCGUUCGUUCCUGUAAAGAAUCGCAGGUUCUGCAGUUCUAUGGCGAAAAAGCAGCACUCUUCCUCUUCUCUCGAGUGGGAAACAGCAGGAAGGGAGAAAAAUUUGUCCGCGAACUGGAGAGCGAUGAUACAAUCAAAGAUAUCCUACACUGUUCGCCGGGUAGUCUGGAUAGAUGGCAGGAGGAAUUUCAAACCCCUGGAAGCGAGGACAAGUACACAGGCAUGCUCAUCGAUAUUUUCUUAACUGCCUUGGACCGUGAUGGAACUGCCUGA